Messenger RNA from Caenorhabditis angaria, 1298 nucleotides. The record is from the annotation of a GenBank genome assembly. NCBI's taxonomy places the organism in Eukaryota, Metazoa, Nematoda, Chromadorea, Rhabditida, Rhabditidae.
AUGCAUUCUGGAUGUAAAUAUGAUCCCAAAUCAAAAUCUUUUGAAUAUCGCGAUUGUAAGAAUGUCAGAUUUGAAUCGUGGUUUUGUCCGAUUGUCGCUCCGGAUUUGGUUAGAAAACCAUUCAUAAUGUAUACUUAUUGUAAGAUUUUUUAAAGGGAAGCUUUUUUUUCUCAGCAGUAGAAUUUUCAGUUGAAAAUGGGCGUCCUAAAGAAUGCGAAUCAAAUUCCGAAUGUCCAAUCAAUCAUUUUUGCCAUGCAGCUUAUAAUCAAGCUUAUGAAGGAAGAGAUCAAUCUGGACCAAAUGGAACUGCCCUCAAAUAUUGUUUUGAAUGUAAUAUAAUUUUCAACAUUUCUAGAUAUUUAUAACUUUCCAAUCUGAAAAUGAAACUACGAUUUUCAGGGUAUGAUUACAUCGAUUAUUUCUAUCCUGAUCCAAAACCUUGUGAUGUGGACAAUGAUUGUUUCGAAGGAGAAUGUGUUCCAUUUUUGUCUUCCCAAAUAAUUGAUGAUUCGGGAAAAGAAAGACAAGGAAUUUGUCGAUAUAAAGUAUGGUAUUAUAAGAAAUGGGAUCAUGGUGAUUGUUUUUGGUAUUUUUCACGGAUUCUAAAACCUUUUAUUUUUUUCCAGUCGAAAGAUGCCCCGAAAAUGCUGGUCUAACAUCAAAUCCAGUAACAAAAUGCAAUACAACAAGUCAAUGUUAUGGAGACAAUUAUGAUUUGAAUAAUCGACUUUAUAAAUGGUGUGAUAUCAAGAUUGGAGAAUGUUGUCAAGGUAAUCUCUUUUUAUUAAAAAUACUCCAAGUUUCCAUAUUUUUUUCUAGAAAAUAUUGAGAAACCUGAGGAAAUCACAAUGUGUCCGGAUGGCCAAACUCCAUUAUAUUCCCAAAAUCAAUGUGAAGAAUCAGAAGAAUUUUGUAGUUCAACUGAUUUUUCGAAUGGAAAAUGUUUCAAGGGACAUUGUUGUCCAAAAUCAGGAUAUCUUCCAAAUGGCAAAUUUUCAAUUUCAAAAAAAGAUGAUUUUCGAACAAAUGUGGAAUGUGAUUCGAAAAUCAAAUUAGCGCCAAGAAUGGAAUAUAGUUUCUGUAAACAUGGUUUUGUUUGGUCGAUGUCUGAAAAUAUGAAAACAACGGGAAUAAAUUGUACUUUGAAUAUGGAUUGUGAGACGAAUCAAGUUUGCGCGAAUUUGAAAUUUGGAGAGGAAUCGAAAUGUUUUGCAAAUCCGGAAGCUGGUAAAAUGGUUCAAGUUUUAGAAUAUGCUUUUAAAUUGGUUUUGGAUAUUGUGAAAAAUAUGGAAUUCUAA